This is a messenger RNA of Phialemonium atrogriseum, 1593 nucleotides long. Its product is annotated as putative kinase. Bases 165 to 1232 code for a protein of 355 amino acids. The transcript has a single exon. The record is from RefSeq and is a predicted model, not a curated record. NCBI's taxonomy places the organism in Eukaryota, Fungi, Ascomycota, Sordariomycetes, Cephalothecales, Cephalothecaceae.
UUGCGCAGAGCCUAUGUAACUAGAGACAAGCUUGUAAAGCUAGCCAAACAGCAACCGCACCGCAACUCAAAAGGCUAGUCUGUAACCAGAUUCGCAUACCUCUCACAUAAGCCUGUCAUCUAUAUCAAGCACGGCUACUCUGUCAGUUGGGCCGAGCAAGCAACAUGGAUACGAUGGUGACUCAAGAUCUCGCGGGGCCAGAGCAUAUGCAGCAGCCGCCAGGCAACUUUCUUGUCCGCCGUUUGACGACUCCCGUCAGUCCCAUCAAGGUCCCCAGUACCUUGCUCCAGGUGAACUUCCGGACGUUCAAUGGAGCUUCCGUCUUCUUCGUAGACGACGAUAUCGCCGUCAAGGUACAGACUCAACGCUACAUCCGCGACGUGGAGCUCCCGUCCGAACGCGUGCUUCUCGAUCUCUCCGUCGCCAACUUCGUUGGCCGUAGUAUGGAACGAGAGCUCUUCGAACGCUUGCGAUCCGACCCGCACCCGAACUUGGUCUACGAACUCGAUGUUGGCCACGCGGAGAUUGCAUUCUUCGAGCGCCUGGCUCCACUUACCGAUGUCUGGGGAGAGGCUGGAAAGCCUCGUCGAUAUCGCUGGGCUCGCGAGCUCGUCUCCGCCUUUGAGCACCUUGAACACAUGGGACGUAUCCCGACCGGGGUCCGUGUUGAGGACCUUGGUGUUGAUCGAACCGGUCGGCUGAAGCUCGUCGGUUUCGGUGCAUCCCCGCGCCGUCCGCCGCCAGAAGACGGCGCCGAACUAAACCUAGUCGAGGGAGAGACCGCCGCGGUCCACCCCAUUCCGCCGAGCGAGAUGUAUCGCUACGACGUGCAGCGAGCACACCAGCGUUUGGCAUGUUGCCUACAUUACGUCCUCAGCGGCAUCAAUCCGGAUGCCGACCCUUCUCCGGCCUCAUGGGACGAUCGGAAGAUAAUUGUGAACCGCGAGGAGCACACAACUGCCCCCGAGGCCGCUGUCGUCGCAGACAUCCUUCAACGAGCCUGGAACUUGAAGACAGGGAUGGACACACUGGCCAUGGUGGCGGAGAAGGCUCGUCGAGCACUCGAUGCCGUCCAUGUCGAGGAGGAGGAGAUUAGAUCUCUUCUUGCGGAGGAGCAUUAUCGAUCCCUUCAACCAAAGUGUCGAGAGUGGUUGGCUGCCCAAGAGCCAGACACGAGGUGGGUGGGAAAUGUGGAGGAUUAUGAAGCUGCUUGUGAGGCUGCAGGCUACUAGGACUCUUGAAGCGUAUCCUGACAUUAAAGCGAAAUAAGCAUUCCGCGCUAUCAAUAUAUGUUGAAUGAGGUGCGUAGUCAGCAUACGGUUCAGGGACACGAGUAGGGAGUCAAACUUGAGGCCGCGGGUGCUGUUUUCCGCAGGCCGGAUAUCAAUUGCAAGCUACCACCCGUAAUGACGACAGGCCUAUUAAAACCACCAUAUCACGCAUGUUACGUAUGGGGUGAUGAAUCGGCCGUGAUUGAUUGUAAUUAAUUUCCUGCCUGGCCGAAGAAGUCGAAAUCACUGUCCGAAACUCAGAUAAAAUGGCGACCCAAACAUCAACCAAGAGGCCCGACAACGUAGUCUGUAGCGUUGCCUU